GAAAUCGAUGACGACGACAAAGCACUUGAUCAGUGCAUGAAUGAAAUAACACUAAGACUUUCGAAUCUAGAAACGAUGCAAACUAACGCCAACGAAGCUACCCGCUGUGUAUUUAUCACAUCUAUACUAAACGCAUCGCUAGCAAUCGUUCGAAGACUUACAAAUGAGGAAAAAAUCUACAUGUCAUAUCAAAAAAACAUUUCUGGUGAGGAGGCAUCUGGACGUGUAGACUAUGCUAUCAAAGGAAACGAAGAUCUCAUGUGCAUAGCUGAAGGUAAACCUCGUAAUGUCGAAAUCGGUUAUCUCCAGAAUAUUAUGCAACUAGAAAGUGCGUACCAAACAAAUAAGAAAAAACGUACAGCUGAUCAAGCAUUUCGAGAUGAUGAUUAUGAUUACCUCUAUGGAAUCGUGUCUACAGCUACGGAAUGGCAUUUCAUUAUGUUUGCUACUGAUGGACUUUUUUGUACGUGUAAGAGCGAAUAUCCAAUUAAUCUUUCUAAAAUGGCGCUCAAAGAAGAUCUUGACUCUAUUCGAAAAGGUGUAAGACGGGUAUUAGGUGUUAUCGUUGGAUUAUUGAAGGAUCGAAUUAGUGUUGAUAAUUCCCCAGCCAAUAUUCUAUCAAUUGCUUAUAAAGCAUUCACUACGCUCGAGUGUGGACAUGUCUUCCACAGAGUUUGUAUCGAGAAAAAAAUUAUGCAUACAACACCAAGUAUAUGCCCUUCCCCUAACUGUGGUAAAAGCGUUGAUGUUGUUGAUGAGGGUUCAAGACGAGACUCUACAUCUUCUCAAAUAAGUGGCACAUCAACCCUAGUUGACGAAUUUAACACUAAUCUUGGAUUUAAUUCACCACGAACUUCCUCCCAGGGUCAGGCAAUGGAUGUAGAUGAAAAUGAAGAAACAGAGCAUCGGCAUGAGCCAACUGAAGACCAAGUUGAAGAAUCAUCUGAUUCUACCAGUAAAAAGCGGGCUAAUGAAACUACGGAUAAAUCAACCGAAAAACCUUCCGAUAAAAAAGCCAAGAAAGUGACUAAAGCAGAGGACUCUAUCGUAUUAAAAAGACUUAUCC
Racocetra fulgida is the source of this 1066-nucleotide messenger RNA. Lineage: Eukaryota; Fungi; Glomeromycota; Glomeromycetes; Diversisporales; Gigasporaceae. The record is from the annotation of a GenBank genome assembly.